Molecule: messenger RNA, 1698 nt
Organism: Laccaria bicolor S238N-H82
Lineage: Eukaryota; Fungi; Basidiomycota; Agaricomycetes; Agaricales; Hydnangiaceae
Exons: 14
Coding region: 1-1698 (565 amino acids)
Molecular function (GO): chloride channel activity
Source: RefSeq, a predicted model, not a curated record
AUGGCGCAGAGACGCUCCAGCACGAACAAUCACAUACUUUUGCCAGCUUCGGGCUCCAGCUUAGCCGCGUUUGAACCGAUUCCGCACGUUCCUGCGUAUUCCUUGGUAGCUUGGACUUUGGGGCGUGGAUCUGUGGUUUGGAGAAUUUGGCCAGCGGUCCUGCUUCAUACCCUCUUUGCUUCAGCAAUCACCAUGAUUUCUAUGCGAGGAAUUAUGCAUUUGGAGAUUCCGAAUGUCAUGCUGACAGUUCUCGGCGUCGUAAUCGGUUUCGUCAUCUCAUACAGGGCCAUGAGCGGGUACGAACGUUAUUGGCUGGGUCGGACCUAUUGGUCAGACGUCAUUCGAAAUGCGCGAACCCUUGGUCGUCUCAUCUGGUUUCACGUACCUCCGCGUCUCACUCCAAAAACUCCCGAAGAGACCCAAUCCGGAGAGUGUAAGCGCUCGAUACAGGAGAUGAACAAAGUCAUGGCCGAGAAACGUAUGGCGCUGGACCUUAUUGACGGAUAUGCGGUUUCUCUCAAACAUCACAUUCGAGGUGAGCUUGGAAUCUACUACGAAGACCUCUACCAUCUUAUUCGGCCUCUCCACGAGCAUGACCACACUGAUAAUCAAAACAUCCAACACGCUAUGACCUCGGCCCUGCCCGUACCUCGAAAAGCACAACGUAUCACGACGAAAACCCACAUGCAUUCUCAACCACCACCCCGUCGCGCCCGUUCCGUUUCUCCAGAUCUUUCACUGGAACCCUCCGACCCAGCGAUCCUUACAAUCAACGCUUAUGGUACCUUCGACCCUAACAAGCUCACAUCUAGCUCUCCGCCUCAACCUUCCCAUCUGCCGCCUCUAAGGCGCAGCGCGUCUCAUUCUUCUCAUCUCUCUAGUCAAAGCCAGCAUCAACCUUUGCUACCUUCGACGCAACCACCCGCAGAUACGGUCAUGGACAAAAUAUCGUCUGACCUCAUUCCUUUACCUGGGUUAGCAGCCCUGUUUCAGUGGUUCCACCCCCAGCACACUCUGGAAUUGCUGCCCUCACCCGAUGCCGAGGUCGACCCAGGUGCGACUUCACAGCCCCAGCGCCGAUGGCAGGGACCCGUUCAAUCAAGCUUGUAUAACAAGCACCGGCCCAGAGUUGCAGGUAGCGGAGAGAAUUUGCCGUUGGAGAUCUUGCGAUGCCUCAGCGAGUGGCUCAGCGUCUUGGAAGAUAGGGGCACGGUUCCUGGCUCAAGCAUGGGGCCUAUGAUUAACGCUGUUGCUGCGAUGGAAGAUAGUCUUAGUGGGCUUGAACGCAUCCUGACUACUCCUCUGCCAUUUUCAUAUCAGGUGACUUCAGGGAUCACUUCACCAACUUCAGCGAUACUGAUUCAAAUCUCUUUUGUCGAACAGGCACUAGUCAGCCUGUUCGGAUAUUACACCAUCCCAGGCGUCGCUAUCGCCGCCUUCAUCUACCUUGGAUUUCUCGCUGCAGGCGAGGAAAUUGAGCAACCUUUCGGUUAUGACGAUAACGACCUUGAUCUCGACUUAUUCUGCCACGCAAUCGUCCAUGCAGAUAUCAAGCAACUGAAGACCUCGCCUUGCCUCAACGCUUACCUUGGCCCUCCAAGCGACACUCGCCUGCAGCCGACGUGCUCGUUAUCCUUAAGACAUGUGACUGAGGCUGAGCAGGACAAGAAGCCGAUUGUUGCAGUAGCGGCAUCUUGA